AUGAAUGAAAACCAGGAUAAUUUUUUGACUGUAAAUAAAAAACCAAACGAUUGUCUUGUUAUAAAUGAAAAAAAUAAAGAGCAAAAACAUUUUAUAGAUGAAGCAUCAAAUGAUUUUAUGAAUGAAGAAGCCAUGGAUUCUGAAUUUGAAAUAGAGAGCCAUGAUGAUAUGCUAUCACAAAAUGAAAUAGAAUCAUUAUCCUUAUUUUCUAAAAAAAAAUUUG
This is a messenger RNA of Racocetra persica, 223 nucleotides long. The record is from the annotation of a GenBank genome assembly. Lineage: Eukaryota; Fungi; Glomeromycota; Glomeromycetes; Diversisporales; Gigasporaceae.